AUGUCUUCUUCUAUACCAUCCAAAAUGAAGGCCUGGGUUUACUACGAGUACGGCGGCGUUGAGGUGUUGAAAUUUGAGGCCGAUUAUGCAGUGCCGGAAGUGAAGGAUGAUCAGGUCUUGAUCAAGGUGGUGGCGGCGGCUCUUAAUCCCGUUGAUUACAAAAUAAGGCUGGGGGAAUUUAAGACCAUUGAUUCGAAGCCUCCUGCUGCUAGUCUUCCUCUGGCAAUUGAAACCGCCUACGAAGGUCUUGAAAGGGCCGGAUUUUCUGCUGGAAAAUCUAUACUCGUUUUAGGUGGUGCUGGUGGAGUUGGAUCUCUUGUAAUCCAGGAGAACUUUGAAGACCUAGCAGAAAAAUUCGAUGUCGUUUAUGAUGCUGUCGGGCAGGGAGAUAGGGCAGUGAAAGCAGUGAAGGAAGAUGGCUGUGUAGUAUACAUAUGGGGUGCAGCAACACCACCUGGUUUUUCAUUUUUGGUUACUUCAAAUGGAGAAAUGCUGAAGAAGCUAAAUCCAUUUCUGGAGAGUGGGAAGGUGAAGCCGGUGCUCGACCCCAAGGGGUUAUUCCCUUUCGACAAGGUUAAUGAAGCAUUUGCUUAUCUAGAAACAAACCGAGCCACCGGAAAGGUGGUUAUAUAUCCAAUUAAUCUGUGA
Fraxinus pennsylvanica is the source of this 648-nucleotide messenger RNA. Lineage: Eukaryota; Viridiplantae; Streptophyta; Magnoliopsida; Lamiales; Oleaceae. The record is from the annotation of a GenBank genome assembly.